Neodiprion virginianus is the source of this 1446-nucleotide messenger RNA. RefSeq names its product DNA-directed RNA polymerases I, II, and III subunit RPABC5 (gene Rpb10). The transcript has 2 exons. Gene Ontology annotation, biological process: transcription by RNA polymerase II; tRNA transcription by RNA polymerase III; transcription by RNA polymerase I. The record is from RefSeq and is a predicted model, not a curated record. Gene Ontology annotation, molecular function: DNA-directed RNA polymerase activity; zinc ion binding; DNA binding. The coding region runs from base 107 to 310 and encodes 67 amino acids. Lineage: Eukaryota; Metazoa; Arthropoda; Insecta; Hymenoptera; Diprionidae. Gene Ontology annotation, cellular component: RNA polymerase I complex; RNA polymerase III complex; RNA polymerase II, core complex.
UUUAUGAUCCAGAGCUGAAACAAAAUCGCACGAGGUUAAGCAGCGUGGAGUCAAGUGUGGUUUCAAUUUUUUGAUUUAUCGUUUCCGCGAGGAAUAUUAUUGCAGAAUGAUCAUUCCAGUGCGUUGUUUUACCUGCGGUAAAGUGAUUGGCAACAAAUGGGAAGCUUAUCUUGGCUUACUGCAAGCAGAAUAUACGGAAGGUGAUGCCUUGGAUGCCCUCGGCCUGAAGAGAUACUGUUGCCGUCGCAUGCUGCUUGGACACGUCGAUCUUAUUGAAAAAUUAUUGAAUUAUGCUCCGUUGGAAAAGUAACACACAGGAAAUAUUUGGGACAAUGAUUAUUACAAAAGACAGUAUAACUUUGUACAAGAAUUCGGUUCACCUCUUGUCCAUCGAGAAAGGUGGAAAGUAUUCCAUUGAACAAAAUGAUCACGAAUGCCAGAAUCGAAUUCAUUGCAAAUAAAAAACAUGCGAGGUUAUUCAAAACAGGUCCUUUUUUUUUGUUUUAUUGAAAAAAAAAUUGCUCAGCUUACAUAUACUUUGAAUCGGUUACAAUUAGUUGUACCGGUCGUUUCUUCGAGUAUCAACUAUUCAAAUAUCGUAAAACAUUCUUAGUUGUAACAUCUUCAUACAUAUAGUUUUCUAUUUAAAGAAGAAAUAGAUCUUCAUUCAAUUUUGUAAUCCGGAUUUGUUAGAAGACUAAACAGUUGUUUCAUAUAAGUUAUAAAUAAUUAUCAAACUAUGAUGCAGAAAUAACAGUAAUAGACUUCUAACGUAUAGGGAUUAUUUUAGAAAUAAAGACACACCAAAAAUAUGACUUGGUAUUGAAUCAAUUCAAAUCUUUAUAAUUUAUAAAAAUUCCAUGUAUUGCUAACGCGAGAAAUUUAUUUAUUGGUUUUUUCUACUUUCUUCUUUUUUUAAAAAAUAACAAACGCUUCAAUAAUCUUAUUAUACUUUCUAAUCCAUAAAGGUAUUUUCACAUUUUCUCCCCCCCCUACCUCCUCGGUAAAAUAUCAAGACGAUUUUGACCUUAAUUCAUUCAGAAACAACUAGAAACUAAACAAAGCACAAUUGCUUGUUUAUUAUCUAACAAUAUUGCAAUUUUUAUACUAAAUCACCGUUCGCGUUCUGCGAACUCGAUUGUAGAAGAUCGUAUCUUGAUAAUUUAAAAAAUAACUGCUUGAAUGAAGUUCGUACAAAAACUCUUGAGUCUUAGGAUUGUCUCUUCUAUUUUCCUUGCACAACCUCGCAUUAGUACCGACAAUAUUAUUCAUCUAAUUGUCAAUGAUUUAUCUUCUAUUUAAUUUUUAUCCCCUGUUUUUCGCCUAAUGAUAAUAAUUUAUUUACUCAACUUCCUAAUACAAAAAUAGAUGAAAUCUCUAAUCUAAUGAUUCAUUUAGAAUUAUUCGCAUAACAGAUCGUGUAUGAUCGAACAGUCCUAGUACCUA